Molecule: messenger RNA, 498 nt
Organism: Schizosaccharomyces osmophilus
Lineage: Eukaryota; Fungi; Ascomycota; Schizosaccharomycetes; Schizosaccharomycetales; Schizosaccharomycetaceae
Product: 60S ribosomal protein L12.1/L12A
Exons: 2
Coding region: 1-498 (165 amino acids)
Biological process (GO): translation
Cellular component (GO): cytosolic large ribosomal subunit; ribosome
Molecular function (GO): structural constituent of ribosome; large ribosomal subunit rRNA binding
Source: RefSeq, a predicted model, not a curated record
AUGCCUCCUAAAUUUGAUCCCAAUGAAGUGAAGACCGUAAUCAUGAGAGCCGUCGGUGGUGAAGUUGCCGGUGGUUCUACUCUUGCUCCUAAGAUUGGUCCCUUGGGUUUGUCUCCUAAGAAGGUUGGUGAAGAUAUCGCCAAGGCUACUAAGGACUGGAAGGGUCUUCGUGUUACCGUCAAGUUGACCAUCCAAAACCGUCAAGCCGCCGUCUCCGUCGUUCCUUCCGCCUCCGCUUUGGUUAUCAAGGCUUUGAAGGAGCCCGCUCGUGACAGAAAGAAGGACAAGGGUGUUGUCCACUCUGGUAACGUUUCUAUUGACGAGAUUGUUGAAGUUGCACGUACUAUGCGCUUCAAGUCUCUUGCCAAGGAACUUUCUGGUACUGUUAAGGAGGUCCUCGGUACUGCUUUCUCCGUCGGUUGCACCGUUGAAGGUAAGAACCCUCAUGAUGUUCAAAAGGAGAUUGACAGUGGUGACAUUGAGAUCCCUCAAGAGUAA